Procambarus clarkii (red swamp crayfish) is the source of this 6008-nucleotide messenger RNA. NCBI's taxonomy places the organism in Eukaryota, Metazoa, Arthropoda, Malacostraca, Decapoda, Cambaridae. The record is from RefSeq and is a predicted model, not a curated record.
AUGGUGGAGGUAAACCCAUUCCCCACCUCUGCUUAUGGUGGAAGUAAACCCAUCCCCACCUCUGAUCAUGGUGGAGGUAAACCCAUCCCCACCUCUGAUUAUGGUGGAGGUAAACUUAUCCCCACCUCUGAUUAUGGUGGAGGUAAACCCAUCUCUACCUCUGAUUAUAGUGGAGGUAAACUUAUCUCUACCUUGGACCAUAAUGGAGAGCCGCCGGGGGUGCCUGUAUUCGAAGAUGACCUUCAGAGAGAGGUCAUCGCUGGCACCACGCUCCAGGUGACCUGUACCACCACGGGAGGUCAUCCACCUCCGACUGUGAGGAUUUACAAGGAGUCGGAAGCGCUUCUGACGGAACUCCAGCGGGAGGGCAACCUGACGAGGGCCCGGGCCGAGGUCGAGCUCUCGCCUGGCGACAACGGCGCCAAAGUUACCUGUGACGCCAGCACCUCCCCUCACACUGCCCCCCUGACCACCUCCGUCGUCCUCACCGUCCUCUUUGCGCCUUGGGAGGUGAGAGGAUUUGCUUCUCCAAGCACCGUGGAGGAGGGGGAGAUGGUGAUCGUGUCCUGCGAGUCCUCCUCCAGCCUGCCGCCCUCCAACAUCACCUGGAGCUCCGAGGGCGUCGUCUUGGAGGCCGCGUCCACCUACACCUCCAAAGGGGUGUUUGGAGGAACCACCACCAGGUCCGAGCUGAGGAUAGAGACUAGAGCCGGCGACAACGGCAGAGUACUGAUGUGCACGGCCGGGAACGGACUGGACAAGCCCGUACACAGGGAGAUCGUACUAGACGUUCUUCACACUCCGAUAUGGCUGUCCAAACCACCUGAUCACCUCGACGUGUACGAGGGAGCCGACCUGGUCAUCACUGCUGCUGCGGCCUCGAACCCGGGACCCGUCAGAAGCAGCCAGGUCCUGGGCACGGGGGUGGGCGUGGCCUACCUGCUGGUGGAGUCGGCGACCUGGGCGGACACGGGCGUGUACCUCUGCCACGCCUCGAACGCCGUCACCAGCGCGCCGCCCGUCAGAACCAAAUUCAUCGUCACGCAGCCGGUGACGGAGGCGGAGGAGGAGGUGGGUGGGCGGCGAGGGUCGUGGGCGGCGGUGGGCGGGAGUGGGCGGCUCUCGUGUGUUGUGAGAGCCGCCCCUCCGCCCAUCUUCCGCUGGGCUACUCAAAACGGCGCCCACAUAGAGACGGAUGAGAGCUACGUUGUCCAUCAUCCACAGCUACGGGAUGGACUCACACUGUGGUCGUCAAUAGUGGAGAUCCGCCAGGUAACUCAGCUGGACUAUGGAGUCUACCACUGUACCGCCCACAACCACCUGGGCUCCACCACCCUCGCCCGCACGCUCAGUCCGCCCACACGCCCACACCCGCCUCUCAGUCUCACCGUGUACAACGUAACUACUAGUUCAGUCUACCUGGCCUGGGUGCCCAACUACGAGGGCGGGAUGCCCCGCGGGUAUGCUGUGAGAUAUCGUGCUGCUGGGUCACUAGAAUACCAGGUGGUGGAAGUAUCGGGAGGAGAGGCACGAGGCGCCACGGUGAAUCACCUGUCUCCGGACACCGAGUACCUGUUCACGGUACAGGCCAGGAACCUGCAGGGACCUUCCUCCUACGUCACCCCGCAUGUCACGGCCACCACACAUGGUGUGCCAGGGCAGCCGAGUGCGUGGCCAGGGGUGUCGGCGGGGGGCUCGAGGAGCGUGGUGGAGGAGGGUUCCAACCGGAUGCCUCGACUGAUGCUGCUGAUCAUCACGCUCACUGGGGCAGCGCUGUUCGCUCUCCACGUGGCUGUCAUCGGCUGCUUCAUCAGGAGGAGAGCUGCCAACCGCAACGCCUCUGCCUCGUCGUCAACGAAGAACGUGGCGUUGGACGUGUAUGGAGUGACUCCAGCCUCCACCCCGGGCUUGGUGCAUGGAGGGACUCUCCUCUCUCUCACCUCCAUGUGCCCUCCUCACCUCCCCUCCACUACCCCUCCGCCGUAUCAGGAGGAUCAUCAGACCAACGUGGACGACUGCGACCCAACUAACCUGGUAGUCUCGAACGCCGCCCCGCACUCCACCACUACACCAGCCCCCACGCGCCCACCAGCACACAGUGCUCCUCGCCAGAACGGCAUGGUAAUGGUGAGCAGAGACUCGACUACACUCUUCGUCAGUAGCAGGACCAUGAGUCCUCAGAACGUUGGGACAUUUGCGCCCGGCCAGAAUAUCUCCGUUCCUGCUCCUGCUGGUGUGGAGGUGAGCUCUACACCCCCGAGGACAGCCAGUCCCCUGCUGCAGAGCGACGGUCAGGGUAACGAUGAGAAGGAACCACGUCAGGAGGCGUCCAGAGAAGGUGAAGUGUCGUCCCUGUGUUCCAGCACCUACGACACGCUGCCUCGCGACACACAUUUCCCGCAGAAAGAGGUCAACUCGGCCGCUAAUCCAGCAGCCGACCAGACGUCCGUGUCCUCUCACCACAGCUAUGAGUAUUCCCAGGGCGUGGAUCACCCUCUCUAUCACCCUAACUGCCCGCAUCAUCACCACCUCCAACAGCAACACCUUCACCAUCAGCCACUCACCACCCCCACUACAACCACCACCACAACCGCCGCCCCACAACAUUACCACCCACCGCCCUACGACGUCCAACUCUACCAGCAAACACCACAGGGCGAGCAGACAUUCCAGCCACCAGCGCCCUACAGCAGCUUAAAUCCUUCAGGGCUCUACGACCUUAGUACUGGCUACCAAGAGGCCAGAGCGAGUCCCACCUCCUGCGUGACAGGAACUCCUGCUGGCUACAACACCCUGGGUCCGCGCAGGCGCAGACCCGUGCCGUCGAAGUUUUCGAGUCUGCAGCGACCGCGGAACUCCACCUCCCACGCCCACAUACACGCCCACGCCCAGAGUCAGCAGCAGCAGCAGAACCGAGCGUCCCCCGGUAACCAAGCAGAGGAUCACAAACCGCUACACGACAGCAAUCCUGGAGACCGUCUGGGCAUGGUUGCCGUCGGCCAGACUCUGAACGACAAUUCACAGUAUCGUGGAACCUUCCAUAGCUUUGUUCCUUAUGCUCGCGUGAGUCCCCGCUCGCAUACCCAUACCCCUCACGGGCAUGAUAACGGCGGGCUGUCGCAUAACAUCCAGUUUGUAAACCAGCACGACCCGGACGACUCUCCUGGCGCCACACACAGCCGCAGUCCUCCCUCGCGCGCCGAGCCACACUGCCCCAGACACGGUCCAGGCAUCCUCUAUCCUGGCGCCGGCGACCAUCGCACCCCGCGUGUUAUUGAUGGCCACACUAUGGCCUCUGGAGAACCUGGCCAUUGCGUCAGGACCCAAUCAAGUAGUCCAUUCCAGCGCACCAGCAGCUUCCACCAACGCACCGGCAGCCCCCAACAACGAACAGGCAGCCCCCAACAACGAACAGGCAGCCCCCAACAAUGUACUGGCAGCCCCCAACAACGCACUGGCAGCCCCCAACAACGGACCGGCAGCCCUCAACAACGGACCGGCAGCCCCCAACAACGGACCAGCAGCCCCCAACAACGGACCAGCAGCCCCCAACAACGGACCGACAGCCCCCAACAACGGAUCGGCAGCCCCAACCAACACAGCCUCAGUAACCAGUGUCCGAAGACCGCACACCAGCACUCUGACCCUUCCAGGCGGCGCUUCAGCGAACCCCAUCAUGGGAGACUUACCCAUGACGCCUCCGCCGACCCAAUCUCCGCUAGAAUUCCAACGGGACUCCCAGAGUCUUCGGAAUUUACCUCGGACGCGUUUAUCGCAUCAGGACGUCCUCGCUUCCCUCGCGACUUCGUGCGACACAUCUCUAGGACGGAGAGCCGUGACAGCUACGACGAACAGACAAACCACAACAGUGCAGACACCGGCCGCAGAUAAAAAUAAAAAAUUAUUUAGCAUCAUCUGCUUCCCUGUCUUGUACUUAAUUUCACAUUUUGUACUUCACACAGACAUCCCAAGGAAAGCAUAGAAUUAAGAAGUAAGCAGACAUAUGCAUUCUGUUUCACCGUUUGUGAUAACUGAUUUCGACUGUGCUGAGGAAGCCGAGUUACAAACAUGAAUUCACAGGUAAUCGAACGUAGACUCAAAAAUGAAAUACAUCAACUUACGGAAAAGAACAUAAAUAAAAUGAAGCCGCACGGAAAACAAAAACAUGCGCACGGAUGUUGAGUGCGAUCUCUCACAGUUGAUUGACUGUUGAGAGGUGGAACCAAAGAGCCGAAACUCAACCCCUUGCAAUCACAGUUAUGUGAGUACGUGGAUCUUUGGCGUGAGGUCUCUCAGUCACAUGUGUGGUGAGACAUACAGCUGUGGCGUGAGGUCGUUCAGUCACAUGUUUGGAGAAACAUACAGCUGUGGCGUGAGGUCGCUCAGUCACAUGUUUGGAGAAACAUACAGCUGUGGCGUGAGGUCGCUCAGUCACAUGUUUGGAGAAACAUACAGCUGUGGCGUUAGGUCGCUCAGUCACAUGUUUGGAGAAACAUACAGCUGUGGCGUGAGGUCGCUCAGUCACAUGUUUGGAGAAACAUACAGCUGUGGCGUGAGGUCGCUCAGUCACAUGUGUGGAGAAACAUACAGCUGUGGCGUGAGGUCGCUCAGUCACAUGUUUGGAGAAACAUACAGCUGUGGCGUGAGGUCGCUCAGUCACAUGUGUGGAAAGACACACAGCUGUGGCGAGAGGUCUCUCAGUCACAUGUGUGGAGAAACACACCUGUAGCGAGAGGUCUCUCAGUCACAUGUGUGGAAAGACACACAGCUGUGGCGAGAGGUCUCUCAGUCACAUGUGUGGAGAAACACACCUGUAGCGAGAGGUCUCUCAGUCACAUGUGUGGAAAGACACACAGCUGUGACGUGAGGUCUCAGUCACAUGUGUGGAGAGACGCACAACAAUAUAGCAUUCCAGCAGUCAUAAGCUCGAACAGAACUGCAGUUUUCAUAAAUAUCUGCAGCUCUAUGUGUUGCAUAAUUCCAUCACGGGAAGACAAAAAUAAAACAUUUUAUUGCGAACAAGUACGACAUUCAAAGAUAAGUUGACAAAACAAAGCUUUUGCAAUAAAUGUAUAAUUCACCUUAGUACUCCCUGAAACCCUCGUGAAUUGCCUUGCAAAGGGACCUCAAUGGCUUCCUCUUGAUAGUCCGGUCCCCAAAUAGUUGAAAGUUAUGUCUAUAGAAGGAGAGCGCUUGGCGUAACAUUCUAUAACGUUGAUAUAGAAGCAUUAUGUGAACAUUUGUUUCGCCCUCUACAUAUCUGGUACGCCUCAAGCACCCUCUCAACGCUAUACUUGACACAUUAUUCUGUUUUUAUUUUAAGUCGUAAAAUACGGUCGUGCUAUCAGGCAAGUUCGGUACUCGGAGGAUCUAUGAGCAAGUCAUUAAUUGUCCUUGAAAUUACAUAGGGAUUUUUAAGUGCACCUGAAUGAUUAAGAUGACAGGAAUCUUUCCUAAGAUCCUGACUGGCCCAGGUGCGGUGUCAUAAUAGAUGCCCUAGUGAUUCUUAGACACUAGCCAGGCACUAAUGAUCCUCGAAAAGCAUGGCACGAAACUACAUCUCUUUUACAACCAACUAUAGUGCUUCUACAACAACUACGUCUUCUCUACAAGCAACUACAUUUCCUCUACAGCCAACUUUAUCUCCUCGGCAACCAACUAAAACUCCUCAACAACCAACUGAAGGGUAUAACUAACUACAGCUCCUCUCCAAUCAACUAUAGAUCACUGAAAAUAAUAUGGCAACACGUUGUAUGUUUUCCAUUGCUUAAACAUUCUUUGUUGAAUGUGGAAACCAAAUUGGAAAAAGGAUAUAUAUGUGAUAAUUACAAAGUUUUAUAUGUCAAUUAUUACAUGGUUAUUAUCUUUACUUUGACAUAUGUUUAAAUCCUUUAGAUGUGGUUGAGAAGGGUGUAAAUAUGGCUUGUAUGGGAGGUGCAUGUACAUACAUAUUGGUGUGUGUGUGUGUGUGUGUGUGUGCGUGUGUAUGUGUGUGUGUGUGUGUGUGU